Messenger RNA from Colletotrichum truncatum, 606 nucleotides. RefSeq lists its product as uncharacterized. The record is from RefSeq and is a predicted model, not a curated record. Lineage: Eukaryota; Fungi; Ascomycota; Sordariomycetes; Glomerellales; Glomerellaceae.
AUGGCUUCUCUCCCCUCCCAACAUCCGUCGCUGGCUCUGCACCUCACAGACCGCGCACUCAACCCGAUACUCACCUCCGCCCACUCCCAAACUCAACUCGAGGCCCUUACUUCCUUGACAACAGCAUCCCUCACAGCUCAUUCCGCAGCGAACCGCUUCUCUCUCGGCCCCGCCCAGCGCAUCAUUGUCGAGCACGGCCCUGGCAGUCCCGUUGUCUUGGCUUCCUUCCUCAAUGGCGCAGAUGCCCUGCCCAAUGGCGGAGAGACCUCCGCUUCAGCUGCCGCCGCCGCCGCUGCGAAGAAGAACAACACACCUUCUGCCUCGAGGCCAGUCUCGUCGGGCGCGGCCACGGCCACAAUACCGACAGCGGAGUCAGCGGUAGCCGCGAACGCAGCACGAGCGGACGCAACAUCUCAUACAGGCAAGCAGGGAGAGGACGCGGAGAACGCCGCGCCUAUGCUUGUUGGGGUCGUCGUCGCAGCGACAGGCGAAGAGGCCAUGGAAGCGCGUCGCGCCGCAGGCAGGCUUGAGAGGGUAGGCAGGGAAUUCCAGCGGGAAUGGGCUGCAGAAGAAGCAGCCGGCGACGUGGAUGGCGGUGGUCAGUGA